AUGUAAUCACUAAGUAAAACAUGUUUACACUGUUAUGGUGUGUUACACAGGUGAGCGACCUAGGGCCAUUUUGGCCCGCUUGUUAUACUUCUUAUCAGUAAUUUUAGGCAAUGAACUGAAAAGCACGAGAAUUGUUACUCAUUCUUGAAUAUAGAUAAAAUUAUCUCCCAGAUGGAAUAUAAAAGUUGCAGUGAGUAGUAGUGAGUGUUAUUACUACCAAUAUCACCUUUUCUAACAAGGCCUUUAUAGUGCAAGAAAUCCGUGCAUAAAAAGGCCGAAUUGUGCACCUGUGAAAAGCACGAAACUUGGCACAGUAGUAGAUAAACAUAAAACGCUCCAUUUAAGCCUGGGAAGCGGUUGGUGGAAAUCAAAUAUGGUCAGAGAAGUUUGUAGUUCAGCCAACUUGAAGUUAACUUUCUACAGGAAAUUUGUGAGAUUCAGCCAAGUUAAUUAAAAUAUAUCUCUACAGGGAAGUUUGUGAUUCAGCCAAGUUAAUUAAAAAAUCAAAAUUUAUUUCCGGUGCCCUCCACGUUGGGUAAUUUGUGUUCAGAAACAAAGUCGGAUCUAUCGUCAACACACGAGAAUCCGUCUACAAGUGACAUACCAACUGAAGCAUAGCUAAUGCAGAGUUAUUAGAUGGGGCUGCAGAUUUGAACUCCUUCUGAAGCGUUCAUGGAGUAUUCAAUAUAGGAACUUCAACCAUAAUGUAAAGGUUCUUCCAAGAAUUCUGAAUAAGUGUGACAGCAUUUGGUACAUCUACUUGCAAGAUAUUCUUAAAGCUAGUUGUGUUCAGAGUCCAUUCUUCUGCUGUGAAAAAGGGAAGUAACCUGCACUUCCCUUCAAAACAACAUGGAGUUUAGUACAUAUGGCAUCUGCGAUUUCCCAGGAUAAACCAUUACAAAGUAUCUCGUCGCGACUCCAGACCCUGUCGUCAAAACUAAGGCGUGAUCCCGAUAUCCAAAUGCAAAUAAAAUGCAUUUCAAAGAAUGCUGCAACCACAGCUGAAUCUUUUAAAUCUGCUUUAAGCAAAGAGGGCGGUAACAUUUUGCUACAGAAAACAUUACUUUUGACUGGAAACUCAGGCGAAGCAAACAUUACUGAUUUGCAGAGUGCCUUAAAAGUUGGGAAGGAGGCGUUGUGUGUAACGAGGAAAAAUAUCACUUGUAUCCAAACGAACAUUCGUAAUACCGGUGAUAUAUGUAGUACACGUAUAGCGGGUUACGAGUCCGACCUUUCGGCCGUGCUAACUAAAAUUUCCAGCGCAAGUGCGGAAAUUGAUAAUCUCUGGGCUAAUAUUUCAACAUACGAGGACGAAGCAGCUGCAGCAUCGUCAGAAGCAUUCGACUUACAGGAAAGGGCUGCAUUUAAGAAAAAAGCUGCGGAACAAGCCAGACACAAUGCUAAUUUAAUAGGUAUUGUUGGUGGACUAGUUGGAACUGCGCUAGCCCCUUUUACAGGAGGACAGAGCUUGGCUAUGGCAUCAGCAGCCACAAAUUUGAAAGAGUCAGAUCUUGAAAAAGAAACAGAUGAGAUGGAGAAAAAUGCAAGUCGUCUGUAUAAUGAAGCAGAAAAGUACUCAAGAGAGGCCAGGAAGCUGAAAUUACAAAAAUCAGAGUUAAAGAGAAAAAGAGCAAUCCUGGAUGCAGAAAUGGGACACAUUCAAAUAGGCAUAGACAGUGUGAAAGACGCUGCUAAUGUCCUGCGGCAGGUUUCAAGUUUCCUACUUCCUACUUUUAAUACCAUGGAUAGUCUUCUUCAGGCUUUUCAGGACAUGGAUACAGCUUUAGAUGACGUCUGUCAACAGAGUAAUCCCUACGACAUAAUUAAAAAUGCAUUUGCCAUACACCCUAAAACGAAAGACGGAUGUUCGCAGUUGUAUUUAAAGAAAGUUGGGGACAAGUGGAAGCAACUUGAAGCACUGCUGUUACAGCAUGGUGUGCAGAGCUUGUAGACCGACACUGUCGUAAUGUCAAUUACACGACCGAAUAAGUUCAGCAAAGUUUCAUUAAAUUUUCUGAAAAAAAUCCUUUAAGGAAAAAAGCCUUCCUUCUCGGGCGACAUCAUUGUGACAUGAAACCUGCUGCGGACUUCCAUAUAUGGCUAAUCAAACGAAAUAAUACCGAAGCAGACUCCUUACAGCACGGAAGUUUUUUUUAAAUGAAUAUCACAUCCAAAAUAACAUUCCACUUUCUUCUGAUUCAGUCUUAAUUUUUCCAAAUAUCUGUUCAAAACACAUUUGUUUGCUAUCAAAUUUGAAGUAAAGUCUAUAUUAAAACUUGUCAGUAACAUGUUUACAAAUAGAUAAGACUCCUAAAAAGCUAACUGAACGUUUUAAAAUAUUAAUGCUAAGACAGAUAAACAGCAAAAGACUGAUUCUCACAACUUUGUCCAACUUAUGUCUUUCCUGUGGCAUCAGUAUAAUAUAUCUUCCUGACAAAAAGUAACUUUUUAUUUGUUUUACUUGGAUAAUAAAAAUAUUAAACAAACUA
Mercenaria mercenaria is the source of this 2489-nucleotide messenger RNA. RefSeq lists its product as uncharacterized. The record is from RefSeq and is a predicted model, not a curated record. The transcript has 6 exons. Bases 866 to 1951 code for a protein of 361 amino acids. Lineage: Eukaryota; Metazoa; Mollusca; Bivalvia; Venerida; Veneridae.